AUGGAGGAAGACAGUUUCGUCUUUGUUGAGAUAGAAGACAUUAUCCAGCAACCCCAACAAAAUCCAAGCCACAACCCUAGGGCCUCCGAGUAUUUUCAUGAUGUCGAGAAGUGCCUCGACAAUCUCGAAGUUCCAUUAUGGGAACUGAACAGCUUCAUUCACAAGAAUCCAGAAUUGGCGUUUCGUGAGUUCAAGGCGCACAACGCUUUGACCGAGUUCUUGAAGCUCAGGCCAUGCUGGCGGGUCAUGCCAUCGGCCUACGGCAUGGAGACAGCUUGGGUGGCUGAGUAUGAUAGUGGUCAUGCAGGGCCAGUUGUCUCGUUCAACGUUGAGAUGGAUGCACUUCCCGAUCUUGGCCACGCUUGUGGGCAUAACCUUAUUGCGAGUGCAUCGAUGGCUGCUGGGCUCGCAACCGCGGAAGUCAUGAAACGCCACAAGUUGGCAGGCAAGGUGAUUUUGUUCGGCACUCCGGGAGAGGAAGGUUAUAAAGGAGGGAAAAUCCUGUUCCUCGAGAAAGGCGCAUACGAAAAUGUUGACGUCUCGCUCAUUUCGCAUCCUGGUAUCCUCCACAACAGCCCCUUAGUCCGGACUACUGCUUUUGCGCGCUUGGAAGUGGAAUACUUCGGGCGUGCCGCCCACGGAGGAAAGGAGCCUUGGAAAGGAAUCAACGCUCUCGACGCCCUCGUCAUUUCGUACAAUGCGGUAGCUGCCCUACGGCAGCAGACUAUGCCGGGUGACGUGAUUGGCAUUGCCAUCACCAACGGGGGGGGGAAGGCGACCAAUAUCAUCCACUCCUACGCUGCCUGCGUGUGUAUGCUGCAUACCAGGACCGCCUUACGCCUAGAGGAACUGCAACAAAAGGUACGCGCAUGUUUUCGUGCUGGUGCUGAGGCCACCGGGUCGGGGAUAAACAUUACUUGGACGCCAGGAUACGAGGACCACAUGCCAAACCGCGUCCUUGCGGCCUCGUACACAAAGUAUUGGGAUUUGAUACCUGACCCACCGCAACCUCCAAUCCCGGAACCGGGGCCUGGCGAGGAAUCGUUCACCUGGGUGCCCUCCAGUACAGAUCAGGGAAAUCUUAGUCACGCAAUGCCGAGCAUCAACGUGAGCUUCGCCAUCCCCCCCGGGCCUAAAGCCGGCCAACCGCACACUCCAGACUUUGAGGGGGCGGCUGGGACAAGGGAAGCGUUCAGGAGAGCUCUUAGAGUUGGCAAAGCCUUAGCCGGGACCGCGAUUGAUGUCCUCACUCAGCCGGCUCUGCUAGAUGAAGUGAGAAAGCAGUGGGAACAUGACAUGGAUAGCAUCGGUCGACAGGAAUUGAUGAAUCAGGGGGGAUGGCUAUUGUACGACGGGAGGGACCAAAGACAUUGGAACUAUAAAUCAUAA
Dichotomopilus funicola is the source of this 1389-nucleotide messenger RNA. RefSeq lists its product as uncharacterized. The record is from RefSeq and is a predicted model, not a curated record. The coding region runs from base 1 to 1389 and encodes 462 amino acids. The transcript is spliced from 2 exons. NCBI's taxonomy places the organism in Eukaryota, Fungi, Ascomycota, Sordariomycetes, Sordariales, Chaetomiaceae. Gene Ontology annotation, molecular function: dipeptidase activity.